This is a messenger RNA of Paramormyrops kingsleyae, 4516 nucleotides long. Lineage: Eukaryota; Metazoa; Chordata; Actinopteri; Osteoglossiformes; Mormyridae. The record is from RefSeq and is a predicted model, not a curated record.
AAACAACACAAGCUGAAUUAAUAUAUGACCUGGGACUGGAAAGUUACCUGAAGGAAAAACUUACCCUAAGUACUGUGCUGGAGAUCACCAGUGAGACUGUAAAGGAUAAGUCGGUCCAGUCCGUCAAAUCUCUGCCGUGGUAUUUUCUGAGGAAGCUCAUGAUGGUAAAUGUGACUGCUAGGAGUGGGAUGUGCACAAGCAAUGAUGCCUCAGCCUUCCAGAGCCUGGACAGCUUUCUAGAGCAUCUGGGAGACCUUCAGGGUCAUAGCAAUAGGGUCAAUCCCCUUGAUGUCAUCACAGCUCUUUUCCUGUGUUCAGAUGGUUUCCUUCAACAGGAAAUGACCUUGAAGAUGUCCAUGUGCCAGUAUGCUGUGCCUCUUCUGCUUCCCAAUUCUGACGGACACCAGUGCAUGUUGAUGCUUUGGGCUAUGAGGGACAUUGUAAAGAAGUUCAGGCCACAUUCCCUGAAGGAUCCAAAAGGAUUCGUAGAGGACAGCAUUGUGCUUACAAAUAUGCCCAUGGUAUCUUUUGUCAGACUGGGCAGCAGUAGCUUGAGAAAGUCUCACAUCUUGAACCAAGUUCUGAGCAACCCUCAGCAGUACCAUGACACUUUUGUUCAUGACAACAUGGCAUGUGGUGAUACCAAAAGGAGGAUUUCUAAUGGCCUGGUGGAAAUUAGCUGGUAUCUGCCCUGUGGGAACGAGAACAUUGACGUCUUUCCUGAGCCUGUUGCUGUAUCCAACUUGCGUGGAGACAUAAGAUCCUUUCAUACUGAAUUUCUUUUCCUCUGUCAAACGUCUGCAGCAGUCUUUGUGUUCUGCGAUGACUUUAGUCAUGGCUGUGAGGUGCUCAAUCAUCAGGAUAUUAGGUCUCAGUUAUUCUUAGUCAGCAAUUCACAGGCCAGCAGCUUCAAUGUGGCAAACUUUAAAGCACAGAUAUCCAGGCUUCAGCUUCAGCCAAAGAACAUCCUCAUGAAGCGCCCGGGAAUGAAUGAUGCGGAAUUUGGUAACGAGCUGCGAAUGAGUGUGAGUGAGCUACUGAAGGAAAAUCCACUGAAAAUGAAUAUUGUAGACAUGUCAGCUAUUGCGCAGGAUUUAGGAAUCCCAGUAGAUGAAGACUGCACCCAGUGUCAAAAUGGGAAGAAAAUGGCAGAUAAUAUUACAUCAGGAAUAACUGACAUACCAGAUUUCAAGGAAAAACAACUUCCUUUGCAAGGAGAAAUCUGGAAAGAUGUGUCAGCCCAUGACAAAAACCUCAGAGACAGGAAGCUUCUUCUGGAGCAGCUGAAUGAGAUGACCCAAACGGCAGCCAAAAUGGAAAAGAGGGGAAGCAACAAAACAUUUACAGACAUCAUGGAAUACAACCCAGAAAAGAACAACUGGUACAUCCCUGGACUCUGGCAUGGUAACCCUCCCAUGGCUCCGGUGAACGCAGGCUACAGUGAGUCUGUAAGCGAGUUCAAAAAAAGCCUCAUUACUUCCUUCAAUGAGUGCCGGACCCCAACACACACAUUUGCUGAGUUCUUCAAGUGGGCUGAGAGUUUAUGGAACGCAGUGAAGUACGAGAACUUCAUCUUCAGCUUUCGCAACAGCCUUGUGGCUGAUGCCUACUCUAAGCUUUGUAUAGAGUUCAACAAGUGGGAGUGGGCUUAUAGGAAGCACAUGUACUCAUGGCUGUCACAAGCUGAGACUAAUGUGUCGAACUUUGGGGAAGUGGAGACUGGGACUUCACUCACUGCUGAGAAUUUACUGAGCGAGCUGAAAACAGUGUUAGCUGAUGAACUCAAUAAGCAAGAGAUUAUCAUUUUGGACAACAUUUCUGAAUAUUAUAAAAGAAAAGAAAACCAUAUUUAUUUGGUGGAGAAGUACAGAGAGGAUUUUGUGAACUCUGCCAAGACUCUGACAAGAGAGACACAGAAUUCUGCGAAAAACAAAAUAGAGGCAGUGAUGGAAAUCAAAAAGGGCAUGCUCAAGUUGGACACUGUCAGAAAGAAGCACACAGACACCAUGGAGCGGAAGGUUCUAGAGCUGGUUGACAGAUGCAGGAAAAUUAAAAUUAGAAUGUCAUCUGAAGAAUUUUCAUUGGAAUUUAAAAUGAUGUGGGAGGACACUGUGAAAGAACUUGAUUUUACAGGCCUAAAGAAACGGGAUAUUAGACAAGAUAUUCAACGUCAAUUAUGGGCUAACUUGACUAGAGAUGGAAGUCAUGUGCGUGAAAUACUGUCCAAGGUUUCCUUGAAUAACUGUGGUGAAGAAGCUUUUACAGUACAAAAUGAUGAUGGUUUGUUAAAGAAGGCCUACAAACGUGUUUUUGGGGAUGAGCAGAAGCGGAAGGCACAAGAUCUGGCAGAUCGUAUCAUAUGGAAGAGUCAGGAGUUUAUUAAUGAAAAAGUGAAAACAAGAACAGAUUACCAUGACACUUACGCCACACAGUUGUUGUGUUUGAUAGAUGACUUGCUGGAGAAGGAAAGGGAUCUGCAAUUGAGUGACAAAUUUGAGGUCUCUGUGAAGAUACACAUCUGUGGGUUUGCAGCAAAGGAAUUCCAAAAAAUGCACGAUUGUUUUAUUGAAGUAAAUGACCCUCGGCGAUGCUUGAACGAGUUUAAGGACCAGUACUACUCUGAUUUUAAGGACCUGUUUAAUAAAACAGACCAGUGUCAGAAGAAGGCUGAAGAGUUUGCCACCUACUGUCUUGCUCCUGCGAUCAAGGAAUAUGCUGCCAAGUUUGUUGGCCCAGAUAUUGUGGAUGAAAUGUUGACAGAAGAGAAAUUGAUUGACUGCAGAACCCGCUCCUUUUUCCAGUUCUCUGUCCUCAAAGACCUGCUUUUAAAAAAUGAUUUUAAACAUUUCCUUCAGUACACUCAAGAGUAUGAGAAGUUUGUGAAAGACUGGAUUUCAGAGAAAAUAGUGGAGUACUUCACAGACAAUUAUAACAAACUUUGUGACAUAGUGGUUUGUCACCAAACCAAAAUUAUCAAGAAGAUAAAACACACUGUUGAGGGUGAAACGUCUGCCAGAGGUGGAAAGAGUGGGAAUAUUUGCCAGUUCAUUCAAGAAAUCUGCACAAAACUUGAAAAGGAACUUGUCAUUCCCAAAACUGCCCUGGAUAAAUUUAUGGCUUUAAACAAGGCAGAUCCUAUGGAUUUUUCUAGAUGCCUUAUAUCCAUCAUGGAGGAAAUGGAAAAAAAACCGAGAGCUGAGUUUGAACAGCAAAAGGAUGUGAAAUCAGUACUGACAGACCUACCCUUCAAGCCUGAGAAUGAGUUGUUCAGUAGGGUGUUUGGCUGUGGAAAGCAGUGUCCCUUCUGCAAAACUCCCUGUGAGGCAGUAGGUAAGGAUCAUCCAGAGCACUUUGCAUCCGUUCACCGACCCGAUGGUAUUGGACAGUACAGAUGGAGAGAUUCUAAAAAACUAACAACCGAUGUGUGCUCUUCCUGCGUUGCUAGUGAAAAACAAUUCAGCUGCUCAGCCACAUCAGGUAAUUAUCAUCCAUACAAAGAUUACCGGAAGUUUUUCCCUGACUGGCGCAUUCAGCCUGACGCAAUCACUGAGGCCUCAGACUACUGGAAGUAUGUCUUUGCUACAUUUAAUGAUCAGUUUGCCAAAGAAUUUAAUGCUAAAGCUGCUGAUAUCCCUGAAAGCUGGAAAUUAAUAGAUAAUGAUAAAGCCUUGAAAAGCCUGGAAGAAGCAUACAGGAUGAUAAUCGAAUAAUCUGGUUAAUGUUAUUUGGGAAACAUUGUUACUGUGACAAGUGAUUUAUAAAAUGCAUGGAAACAGUUAUGUCAUCAUAUGAAAGAAAUAGGCCAUCAGAUUUCCCUUGUUAUGUCAGUUGUACAUCAUCCUGCACUGCUGAAUUUUUAUCCAAAUUUAAUACUGUGUUGGUUUUAAAUUUGAACAUGUAAAUAUAAUCGGUGGUUAAUUGUAAUGACAGUAUAAGAAAUUUUUGUAUGUUAGCAGCUUAAACUUUACCAGCGUGGUGUGCGGCUCUGUGGUUUAAGACUCCAUGAUCAGAAGGUCACCGGUUCAAAUCCCGUAGUUAGCAGGGUAUUUAAUCCCAUCUGCUCAGGGGUGCCAGAUAAAUGGCUGAAUCAGUGUUCUGACCCCAAACUUUGCUCUUGUUUGUCUGUGUGUCUCAUUGGAGAAUAUGAUGAAAUAUAUAGACUGAAAUUGACAAUGACAGUAAAGGCAUUCUGUUCUAAUUGUUCUUGUUUCCAUUUACCUUCUGUUUUCUUUCCAUAAAAAAUGUUUUUCAAGUACAAGAGCAUAACAGUGAUUGAAUAGUCAUAUUAGGUUCUUGUUGUUUGAAACUGCACAGCUCUUGCUGUGAUACUACUUAGACUUGUUAUUGAGUAUUCAUUAGAAGCUCAGCCUUAUACGUAGUUAAUCCUUUAACUGUGUGCUUGUGAUGCACUGCCUCACUUGUACGUCAUUUUCUGACAAAAGCAUCUGCUAAGUAAAUGUAUGUGAAUGUAUAACAGCAGUUUUUCUUUUGCAUUAAUAAAAUAAUACAAAAAAUA